Choloepus didactylus (southern two-toed sloth) is the source of this 4247-nucleotide messenger RNA. It is a transcript of the gene GPR88, whose product is annotated as G protein-coupled receptor 88. NCBI's taxonomy places the organism in Eukaryota, Metazoa, Chordata, Mammalia, Pilosa, Megalonychidae. The record is from RefSeq and is a predicted model, not a curated record. Gene Ontology annotation, biological process: G protein-coupled receptor signaling pathway. Gene Ontology annotation, molecular function: G protein-coupled receptor activity. The transcript is spliced from 2 exons. Gene Ontology annotation, cellular component: membrane. Bases 510 to 1664 code for a protein of 384 amino acids.
UAUUGAAUAAUUCAUGCUAAGCAUGGAAAGGCUGCCUUUUCCCUGGGUGAUGUAUAACUGAGCAAGAGAGUGCUUCGGAUGGGUUCGGUACAUCAGGCACCACUCUUGCUUCUGAGCAUAGGGUGCUACUCCUCUUGAGCUCAGCUUCUGCUUUUGCAGCCAAGCAUCCCUGAGGCUGCUGCCUGCCUGCCCACCUAUCUGGCUAUUUUCUUUACUUUCCCCAGCCCUGCUGCCAGCUGAGAAAUCUCCCUGCAGCUGCUGUUUCCUGCCUAGGACCAUAUGCGUGGAUGCUGCUUGGGACAAGUGGACACUUGCUCCUGGCACUGAUCCCAGCUGAGUUUCUCCUGUUGAUAUCUGGACCACAGAUGCUGCUGCUGAGGAGGUAUUUUCUGGCAUCCCUCCCUCUGCUACUGCCAGCUUAGGACCAACCCCAAAGCAAGGGAAGUGUCACGAUGGGCCGCGCUGCAAGAAGCCGUCGCUAGCGAGCGAGGUGUGAAGAGUUGGUCAGAAUGACCAACUCCUCCUCCACGUCCACCUCCUCCACCACCGGGGAAUCGCUGCUGCUGCUCUGCGAGGAAGAGGAGUCCUGGGCGGGCCGGCGCAUCCCGGUGUCCCUCCUGUACUCGGGCCUGGCCAUCGGGGGCACGCUGGCCAACGGCAUGGUCAUUUAUCUCGUGUCUUCCUUCCGCAAGCUGCAGACUACCAGCAACGCCUUCAUCGUGAACGGCUGCGCCGCGGACCUCAGCGUUUGCGCCCUCUGGAUGCCGCAGGAGGCGGUGCUCGGCCUCCUGCCCGCGGGUUCUGCAGAGCCCCCGGCGGAUUGGGACGGCGCGGGAGGCAGCUACCGCCUGCUGCGGGGCGGGCUGUUGGGCCUCGGGCUUACUGUGUCCCUCCUGUCCCACUGCCUCGUGGCCCUGAACCGCUAUCUGCUCAUCACCCGGGCGCCCGCCACCUACCAGGCGCUAUACCAGCGGCGCCACACGGCGGGCAUGCUGGCGCUGUCCUGGGCGUUUGCCCUGGGCCUCGUGUUGCUGCUCCCGCCCUGGGCGCCGCGUUCCAGCGGUACACCGCCGCGCGUCCACUACCCUGCGCUGCUGGCCGCCGCGGCGCUGCUUGCGCAGACGGCGCUACUGCUGCACUGCUACCUGGGCAUCGUGCGCCGCGUGCGCGUUAGCGUUAAACGGGUCAGCGUCCUCAAUUUCCAUCUGCUGCACCAGCUACCGGGUUGCGCCGCCGCCGCCGCCGCCUUCCCGGCCGCCCCACACGCUCCCGGCCCUGGCGGCGCUGCGCACCCGGCUCAGGCUCAGCCACUGCCACCCGCGCUGCACCCGCGGCGGGCGCAGCGGCGUCUCAGCGGCCUGUCGGUGUUGCUGCUCUGCUGCGUCUUCCUGCUGGCUACGCAGCCGCUGGUGUGGGUGAGCCUGGCCAGCGGCUUCUCGCUGCCCGUGCCCUGGGGCGUGCAGGCGGCCAGCUGGCUUCUGUGCUGCGCCUUGUCCGCGCUCAACCCGCUGCUCUACACGUGGAGGAACGAGGAGUUCCGCCGCUCCGUGCGCUCCGUCCUGCCUGGCGUUGGCGACGCGGCGGCCGCUGCUGUCGCCGCCACGGCCGUGCCAGCCGUGUCCCAGGCGCAGCUGGGCACCCGCGCCGCCGGCCAGCACUGGUGACCCGGCUUAGGCUGGAGGGAACCGGAGAUUCCCGGCUUCCAACUUCCUUGGCCAUCCUAGCCUCCUUCCCUCCAAAGUAUGCCCUGCCCGAAUGAAGACUCGCACUGUGAAAUCCAGUAACCCGGUGCGAUUUCGCCUUUGACCCCAGUGGGGUACCUGAACCAAGAUCUCUUUCGAAAUGGGGACCCCCAAGUGGACGGCCACCUUUGUUUCUGUGUUUUAAUAAAUCCUAGAAUCAAAACGCCGGAGACUUCAAGAACUUGCCAACUGGCAUUUUAAAAGAUCCGGUUAAUAAAUUUCAGCACCGUUUGUUUUUGAAAAAGAGCUUUGACAACGUAUUUAACCAUUGCCAUCUUCAUUGUCUUAUAAUAUAUAUGAAGCGCCUUGAGUGUGCAUGAACCAAAGGAAAUAAUAUUUAAGAGGUAUUUUAGAAACUAAUUUAUCUUUGAUGAUGUCUCUGUUACAAUUUAGCCUUUGUAUAUUAACCCAAAAGUGAAGCCACAUUUGUGCACACCGCUAUGAGUUGCCGUUUAGGCCUCAAGCCCUUUAUUGUUAAAGGGUUUUAUAAAGCAAAGUCAAUCUUGAAGGAAAUAGAAUCUUAACCAGUGAGAAAAAAUAUGUAAUAGCUUUUUACAUUCCUCAGACUGAAAAUUGCCAUUGAGUAUAACUAAAAAAAUUCCAGUUUGAUAAUUGGUGGCCUGUGCCAGCAACAGAAUUUCAAAAACAAAUAAGGGGGUUAUCUAUUUUAGGCACCAGUUUCACGUUUUCUAUAGCAUGCACACUUGUUGCUACCCUCAUUUAGUAACCGAUUUUCUUGCCUUAUGAGUGUGAUUGUAGCUCUAAAUAUUCUGUAGUAUAAUGAUUGCUAAGGAGAAUAAGUUCUGCUUUGUCUUUAACAUUUAAAAUAUCUCAAUGCACAUAAUAUAAUUAAACACUAAUAAUACCAAGAUUGCAUAACUAAAGUUAGCUGUUAUUGCAUGCUCCUAGAUGCUAGAACUUAUUGGGCAUGUAGUAUACUAAAGCAAUACCCAUUAGAAAAGGACCACUGGACACUUUACUUCUUCCAGAUACCAGAAGAAGUGGCCUUGUAUUAUUGGAAAAGAGACACAGAAACACCUCUGGCUUCCUAGAGAUCUUCUUCUCUUGACCUAAUUUGUGAGGAAACCCCAGAUUGGGACUUUAUCUGGCAAAUGGAACCACAGUCAAGAUGGAUCAAUCACAUGGUUUGAUUCUGCAAAGUGAUCUGUGCUCUUUAGAUAAGCUACACAUUAGAAAGCAACACUUUGUUUUUACGAAGUUCAUAUAUAUUACCAUGACAUUUAACAUUAAUAUUGUGUCUGUUGAAGGUCUAAUAACUGUUAUGCUUAAUGAACAGUUCAAAUGGGAAUCUGUUCUAAAAUAUGUUAUUUGAGGUUUGUCAUUUUUACCUUUGGUAUACUAAAUUUAUUUAGAAAUACUUGAAAUGCAAAAUUGUGUGAAACCACUCUAUAAAAUUAAAAUGGGAAGAAAGUAAUUUUAAAUGAUUAUAUAUCUGUAUCCUGACUGCUAAAGACAUCAAAUUGGGGACCAAACAUCCUCAGCUACUUGUGUAAUUUAGAAACAAAAACUGCUGGCUUUGGUUGCACUCCACCUGGACAUUUUAAGCCAGGAUUUUAGAGACACUUGCGCAUUUGAAUAAUCAUGGGAGUUGCGGGAAGCUUUGAAAUGUUUAUAGAAAACCAAAACAAAUAUGUUCAUCACAAAUACGAUCAGCAGUCAUUUUACUGAUCUAUCCCCUUUGUGCAUGCACCAUUUCUCUUUUACUACGAUUUCAUCUGUUCCCAUUUUCCUUGAUUCAAAUAUUUAAUUAAAAUUCAGAUAACUCUCUGAGUUUUUUUUUUUCUUUUUUCUUUGCUCUGAUUCUUAUUUUCUGCAUACCUCCAUGAGAACAUUACAGAGGACGUAUUAUUCCAAAGCACCAGUAAUGAAAGUAACUUCUUUGUGCUGGCUUUAUUUAAUUUUAUUUCUAGCUACCAUUUUUUUCUACUUUAUAUAAUUAAAUGUGGCCAGUAUUUCAGCAUUAAAAAAGAAACAGGUAUAAUUUGCUUUCUGUAAACAUGGUUGUUUGAGGAAUAGGCUGCAAUAACAACACAGAGCUGAGGAUUUUCCGUUUUGGGGGAGUAGGAUGUGUACUGGACACUUCUAUAAAAUCGUUUCCUUUAAUGUGGGCUUUAUCUGUUUAUCACUGUGAAUGCUGUGAAAGAUUUCUCCCACUGCUCCUGUAUUUGCCACACAUACAAACUCAGCUUUGCAAGUGUAGACCUGAUAUCUUGCAAUGUGUCCAGGUAACAUUGAAAACCAUCUUAUACUGGCUCACUGCCAGGUAGGAGACCUACUUUAGGUUAUAUUUACUGGUAAUUAACUCUGCAGGACUGAUUCACUUUUAAUUUCAAAUAGCAAUGAUGUGUCUAAAAAUGCCUUAGUAGGGCACUAGCUGUGAAUGCUGGAGUUAUUGCUUUUACAAAUUAAGUUAAUGGAGAUUGUGUUCUUAUUUAAAUGAAACCACAUAUUAUCCACACAGGAAUAAAAAAAAAUCCUAAUUGC